Molecule: messenger RNA, 3764 nt
Organism: Leopardus geoffroyi (Geoffroy's cat)
Lineage: Eukaryota; Metazoa; Chordata; Mammalia; Carnivora; Felidae
Gene: GTPBP10
Product: GTP binding protein 10
Exons: 10
Coding region: 1766-2830 (354 amino acids)
Cellular component (GO): mitochondrion
Molecular function (GO): magnesium ion binding; GTP binding; GTPase activity
Source: RefSeq, a predicted model, not a curated record
GACUGGUGCCUCUCAGCCUGAAGCUCGACAGAUUGGUGCCUGUAGCCCCACCUUUGGUUCCCCUUUCCUCCCUCCCCUUUUUCUUUCUGGAGGCCUUUUUCCUGCUUUUUCUACUGUAGUUUUCUCCUCUCAGUCCUUCGGAGUCAGACUUGGCUUUUGAGAAGUGGGAAGAAUAUAUCUACCUGGAACGGUUAGAACUGUUGUUUGGGGGCCCAGGUGUGGAGGUUCUUCAGGGGAAUUGUGUGCACGUGGAAUGCGGAGCUAAGGAAAUUAGGUUUUAGUUAUGCAAUAUAGUAUACGUACCGUGUAAGGUUGACUUUUUCUUUUGGCUCAAAUAGCGUUUCUUUCUUUUAGGUAGCAAUAUACAUAGCCUUUUCUUAUAAAAGUUUUCCUCAAGUUCACGGUUUUUAAGAGCUUUCUAAAGACUUUUCAUCAGAAAACGAAAGUAAUGUAAUUGGCUUCCUUCUUGCAAGAAAUUUCUCUCACUUUGUAUGCAGUGCCUGUUGUAGAAUCAUUUCUGUAAAAAUUUAGUCGCUCCAGAUUAAAAAAAAAAUCUCUUUAAGAGCUUUACUAGUAAUGUUUUUUUGAAACUUAACCGGCAUUAUUAAACAACAAAGAGUCAGAUACUCCUAAGUUUGCUUUCUAAGCUGAGUCUGAUGAAUCGGAGGAGUAAAAAAUGUGGCACCUGUUGAACGGAACUUUAAAAACAAACUUUCUUUUUAUUGGAGGUAGAGGUAUGAGUAAUAUCUCUGAAUUAUACUUUAUUCAACCCUCUAUUUUUCAAAAAAUAGGUAGUCAAAAGAAAAGAGACUUGUGAAAGGUAGUACUUGGGCAUGUGAGGUAACUAAUUCUCCAACUAAAAAGAAACUGCUACAUUUUUGGGGGGGUGGGUAAGUCACGAAGGGCAUGGUUGCCAUGAACAGUCACUUCCUCUCCAUGUUGUUUGCAAGGGGAAUCUAUUCACUUAUAUGUGAUGCGUUUCUGGCAUAGCCUGGAAGAAUCAAAGCAUAAGUUCUUCACCCUCAGAGAAAAAUACUUUGUCUAUUCCUCAAGUUCUUCUUUUCCAUAUUCCUUCUACCUUGUUUCCUUACAACAUCCUAUUUCGUGACUAUAUUUGCAUACUCAAAGACUAAUAUAUGAAUCUUUGUUGUGUACCUAUCCACUGCAAUCUGAGAUCUAAACUGCAUCAGAAUCACCAAGGGAGUUUUUUCUAAAUAAUCCUGGUGAGACCUAUCCUCAUCCCCUCCUCCAGAGUAUAGCAGAAUGGUCAGUGGACUGUGUAGUUUAAAAAAACGUUCCCAGAUGUUUUUGAUAUUUAAACUAUGCUAAAUGACUAAGGGCCAUGAAUUUAAGACAUUACUCUGUAAGGAAUUUUGAUAAUUGAGAGGUUAAUACAUAGGAUCUUUACCUACAAGAAGUUUAGUGAGGGAAACAAGUAAACACUAAAUGCAGUGUAAGUUUUCAAAGGGUGUAAUAAGAGAUAAGAUCUAAUUGCUGAGAAAUCCCAGCAAAGUUAGUGGUGUUAGUUAGCAGCAUUAACAAAGAUAUCAGAAAAUAGGACAUGUAGGUAGGUUUAUGAUAGAAAAGAACAAAUGACUUUGAAGGAAAAAAAAUGAACAGUGGCACGGAGAUGUGACAGUAGGUCAUGUACAGAGCAGAGUGAGGAAGGAGAGAUAGGUGAGGUUGAAGGAACAAAAAUGAAACUGGAAAGUAUGGAAACUUCAUUGAUAACCUAAGACUCUUCACCAGGGGAGGAAGUGGUGGAAUGGGUUACCCUCGUUUAGGUGGAGAAGGUGGAAAAGGUGGUGACGUCUGGGUUGUAGCCCAUAAGAAAAUGACUUUAAAACAACUUAAAGACAAAUAUCCUCAGAAACGGUUUGUGGCUGGAGAAGGAGCAAAUAGUCGUGUUAAUGCACUGAAAGGCUCCAGAGGAAAAGACUGUGAAAUUCCUGUACCUGUGGGUAUUUCAGUAACUGAUGAAAAUGGUAAAAUUAUAGGAGAACUCAAUAAAGAGAAGGACAGAAUUUUGGUAGCUGAAGGAGGUCUUGGUGGUAAAUUACUUACAAAUUUCUUACCAUUGAAAGGCCAGAAACGAGUCAUUCACCUUGAUCUAAAACUUAUAGCUGAUAUAGGCCUAGUAGGAUUCCCAAAUGCAGGAAAAUCCUCUUUGCUAAGUCAGGUUUCUCAUGCAAAACCUGCAAUUGCAGAUUAUGCAUUUACAACAUUGCAGCCUGAACUUGGAAAGAUUGUGUAUAAUGAUUUCAGACAGAUAUCAGUAGCUGAUCUUCCUGGUUUAAUAGAAGGAGCGCAUAUGAACAAAGGAAUGGGCCACAAAUUCCUCAAGCAUAUAGAAAGAACUAGACAACUACUUUUUGUUGUCGAUAUUUCUGGAUUUCAGCUUUCUUCCCAAACUCAAUACAGAACUGCCUUUGAAACCAUAAUACUUCUUACAAAAGAGUUGGAGUUGUACAAAGAGGAACUUCAGACAAAACCUGCACUCCUGGCAGUUAAUAAAAUGGACUUGCCAGGUGCCCAAGAUAUGUUCCAUGUACUGAUGAAUCAACUCCAGAAUCCUAAAGAUUUUUUGCAUUUAUUUAAGAAAAACAUGAUUCCAGAGAGGACUGUGGAGUUCCAACACAUCAUCCCCAUCUCUGCAAUUACGGGAGAAGGAAUUGAAGAAUUAAAGAACUAUAUAAGAAAAUCUCUGGAUGAACAUGCCAACCAGGAAAAUGGUGCAUAUCAUAAGAAACAGUUGCUUAAUUUACAGAUUUCUAAUACAAUAUCUUAUAAUGAGCCACCACCAAAGAAUGGUGUUACUAGUCCCAGAUAGAUGUAAUUUAAAUCUAUUAAAAAUGAUAUCAAGGGGCCCCUGUGUGGCUCAUUCGGUUAAGUGUCUGACUCUUGGUUUAGGCUCAGAUCGUGAUCUUGUGGUUUGUGAGAUUGAGCUCCGUGUCAGGUUCUGCACUGACAGCAUGGAGCCUACUUGGGAUUCUCUCUCUCAUUCUCUCUGUUUCUCCCUUGCUCACAUGCAUGCAUGCACACACACACACUCUCUCAAAAAAAUAAAUAAGUAAAAUAAAUAAAUAAGAUAUAGAAAUUGUGUUCAUUUCACAGACCUGUUUUUUUAGGUUAGUUAUUAUUAACCUUCUGAUAUAUAUGCCAUCAUUCAAGAACCAUACUUUCUUGUUUUGUAGUUAAGUGCAUUGAUAGUAAAAAAGUAACUUAAAGCUAAAAAUGACAAUUUGUAAUUUUAUGGCCAAUUCACCUAAAACAAAAUCCUGAUAUUCCUGUAUUAUGAUGUCUCUAGUGAGGUCAUUUAUUUAUAUAUAUAUAUAAAGAGAGAGAGAGAGAGAGAGAAAUUUUUUUAUCCGAGGAUAUUAUUAGAAUGAGCAACUAGGUUUUGUUUUUGAGUCUGUCUUGUACCUGAUUCUACUAAAUAUGUGAUAGUUCGUUUAAUUGGAAAACCUCAGAACCCUAAAUUUCAACUUAUGUUCAGUUGUAGUGAAGAUCACUGAUAAUAUUUAACAGAAACUAGCAGGUAGAUGUUUGUAAUUUCACCUUUUAGACAUUUUUCUUUCUUAAGUGUAAGUAUUUUUUCCUGCUUUGGAUCAGACUGGAGUAUCUCAUUUUGUUGUGCCCAUAUCUGUUUUGUUGUCUAUUCUCAUAUUUUAGUAAAGAGAAGUAAUAAGAAGUGUAAACUUUAAACAGUAUUAUCAAUCAUCAAUAUAUUCUAAAGAGAUUAAAAUUUCUAAAUUUCUGUUGUA